This is a messenger RNA of Sphaerulina musiva SO2202, 1330 nucleotides long. Its product is annotated as MFS general substrate transporter. The transcript is spliced from 3 exons. NCBI's taxonomy places the organism in Eukaryota, Fungi, Ascomycota, Dothideomycetes, Mycosphaerellales, Mycosphaerellaceae. The coding region runs from base 71 to 1330 and encodes 419 amino acids. Gene Ontology annotation, cellular component: fungal-type vacuole membrane. Gene Ontology annotation, biological process: transmembrane transport. The record is from RefSeq and is a predicted model, not a curated record. Gene Ontology annotation, molecular function: transmembrane transporter activity.
GCCAUCACAACCAAUCCAUGAUCAUAAUUAUUGAAUCUUUUACCACAUCGUUGUAGCAGCUUCAACGAUAAUGUCUAGUUCGCAGGACGAGGGGUCAGAAAAGGCUCGACCAGGCCCAGACGCACCUGUUGAGAUACAGAAGGACUCAGGCUUCCAAGCGUGGUCACAGGUUCUGGGUGCUUGGUGCCUCUACUUCAACACCUGGGGCCUCCUCGCGAGCUUCGGAAGCUUCCAAGCCUUCUACGAGUCGGAUUUGCUCGCGUCUGAGAGUUCCUUUGCGAUAUCGACCGUGGGAUCUCUGCAGAGCUUUCUGCUCGUCUUCCUCGGCUUCUUUGCGGGUCCACUGUACGAUGCUGGUUACAGCAGACACUUGUUGUCGAUUGGCUCCCUCCUGAUCGUUGCCGGAACUGUUGCACAGAGCUUCUGCACUGAACUGUGGCAGUUGGAGGUUGCUCAAGGUGUGUGUAUAGGGAUUGGGUGCGGUUGUCUGGGAGUUCUGAGCGUGGCGAUUCCAUCGUUGUGGUUCACAUAUCGUCUUCCUCUGGCAAAUGGUAUCGCCGCAUCUGGAAGCGGAUUCGGAGGGGUUGUCCUCCCGAUCAUGAUCAGGAAUCUGAUAAAUCAGGUGGGAUUUGGAUGGACUGUUCGUGCCAUCGCUCUCGUACAAUUGGUGCUACUCUCGAGCGCGAACCUCCUCCUCCGUGUUCCGCAGAAACCGAAGAAUCGAAGACGUCUCCUGGACCUUGCUUCGCUGAAAGACUGGCCAUACAUCUUCUUUGUUCUGGCCUGCUUCGUCGUCUUCCUUGGCAUGUUCACACCAUUCUUCUACGUGCAAAGCUUCGCGAUUGAGUCGGGUAUCGCGUCCGAGAAUGUCGGCUUCUACAUCGUCCCUGCGAUGAAUGCGGGUUCAAUUCCAGGACGAAUCUUGCCUGCGCUAUUGGCGCAGUACUUGGGACCACUGAACAUGAUCAUUGGGGCAACAGUUGCACUGGGGGCGUGUGGCUUCGGGUUUCUUGGGACCAAUGCCCUUGCUAGUGUUUACGUUGUUGCCAUCAUGUAUGGGUUUUUCAGCGGCUUGUUCUUCGCAAUGCAGCCCACCAUCUUUGUGCGCUUGACAUCCGACAUGGCAGUAGUAGGGACGCGUUUUGGCAUGGCAUUCACAGUCAUGUCAGUUGCGCUUCUCUUCGGGUCUCCAAUCGGCGGCGCAGUGCAAGGUCCUGGUGGUUACGACGCAUCUUGGAUCUACGUAGGCGUGGCUGCUUUCGCUGGAAGCGCAGUCAUGUGUACCGCCAGGGUUCUCAAAGUCGGGUGGGCGCCUUUGGCUCGGGUGUAG